Contarinia nasturtii (swede midge) is the source of this 849-nucleotide messenger RNA. RefSeq lists its product as uncharacterized. NCBI's taxonomy places the organism in Eukaryota, Metazoa, Arthropoda, Insecta, Diptera, Cecidomyiidae. The coding region runs from base 160 to 567 and encodes 135 amino acids. The transcript is spliced from 5 exons. The record is from RefSeq and is a predicted model, not a curated record.
UAAAGUGACAUCAAAUUAAAGUUAACUCCGUCUCAAUAUCAUUUAUUAUAUGUGAAGACUUUCGCCAAUAGUGAAUAUAAUUUUUUUUAGAGAGUUCAGCGUUUUUAAAUCUAUAGAGUUGAUAUAUUUUCAUGUUCAGAGAUUAAGAGUUCCCAAAUCAUGGCCAUCGGAGAAGAAAAUCAACAAAAAUGUGUUUUAAAUAGAAAUGCACCAGCUCCAACCGCACCGCCACCUGAUUAUUACACACUAUUUCCGAGCCCGCUAUUAGUUCCAAAUUCACAACCCAAUGCCACUUUCAUUCCAAUUACACCCCAUGAAUAUAGGCUAGAUAAUCACAAUGUUCAAAACGAAGUCACAAUAGAUCAAAAUCGUGGCAAUGUUGUAACAUCAGUUCCAGUUCAAAAUGAAUUUACGCAGAUAGAAAUUCCAACUGCAGUCUCGCCACAAGCCGAUACAACAUCAACAACAUCAGACGACGAUACUACAUGCUCACGUGUUUGUAUUACAAUUCCCUUAAUAUAUUUACUAAUUCGAAUUUUAUUAUAUUAUUAUAGACAUUUUAAAUAAGAAGAAUUUGAAUUUGUUUGUCACUUUGAGUUUGUUUGAGUUAGACAAAAAGUGUGCCACGAGUCGCUGAUUUUCUCGAUUCAGUCUUAUUCUUCGAUUUGAAUUCAACGGAUUCUAUGCUUUAUUCGUUAUUUUUAUAAUACUAUCACAAAGUAGUUAGCGAAGCCCGAUCAUGGUAUAGGAUUUUCUAUAUAAACCUUGUAACUAACAACACCUCUAAUGUGUAUUCCGAGUACUAAUCGACGUUUGUAACAAUAUGGCCGUCACGGUUUGGCAAAAUCA